ACUUUCUCGCCACGUUCAAAUCCAGUUUCUCCGUCAAAAUGUUGCCUUUUAUUUAUUCUUUCCUGUGAAAAUGUUGAUAGAACGAAGACUAGUUUUGUAUAAUGGUUCUCGAAGCCUUGCAGUUAAAUAAAUUGGGAAAUCAUUGAACUGAAAGUGUUCAGCGGCGCAGAAAAGUCCAAAGUAAAACUAGUUUUAAUUAGAAAGUGCUGAGUUUGAUCAUGGCUUCCAGACAGCAGCUCCAGAGACUGACCGAGGAGACAGUUUGCCCCAUUUGUCUGGAUUUCUUCACCCACCCGGUUACACUGGAGUGUGGACACAACUUCUGCCGCUCCUGUAUCACCCAGAGUUGGGAAAAGAAGGUAAACUCCUGCCCGGAAUGUAGAGAGGAGUUUCCGGAAAGAAACCUCAGGGUAAAUCGGGCCUUAGCGAAUCUGGCCGAGGAGGCUCGAAAACUAAAGCUGGAUCAGAAAGGGAAGGAAAGUAAACUUCACUGUGAGAUACAUCAGGAAGAUCUGAAGCUGUUUUGUAAAACUGACAAGAAAUUAACCUGUGUGAUUUGUGUCACUGGGGAACAGAGAGAGCACUUCAUCCCGAGUAAAGAAGCUGUUGAAAUCUAUAAGGAUCAGCUGAAAUCUUCCUUAGAUUCUCUCACAGAGAAGAAAUCGGCGGUUCUACAAACGGAACAGAACCAGAAACGGAAGAUUUCCGAAGUGAGGGAACAGGCGAGCAGUCUGCAGACCCACAUCACAUCCGAGUUCACUAAAAUGCACCAGAUUCUAACUGAGAAAGAACAGAGUUUACUCAGUGAUCUCAGGGAAGAAGAGGGAAGGAUUCUAGAAACAAUGGAGAAAAACCUUCGAGAGAUUCAGGAGAAUUUAAAUUCUACUGAGGAGAAACUCUCAAAGUUGCAGAAACAGAUGGAGCAAACAGACGAGUUGAUAUUUCCGAAGGAGGCAGCUUGUCGGAAGAGAAGGAUUAGUGAUGAAGAGAACAGGCUCUCAGCUUCUGAUGCCUCUCUGUCUAUUGAAAAGUUCAACGGCCCUUUACAGUACACAGUCUGGAGAGAAAUGAUCCAUGGCAUUCACCCAGCUCCAGCCUCUCUGACUCUGGAUCCGAACACAGCGCAUCCCCGGCUCAUCCUGUCUGAGGACCGGACCAGUGUGAGACUCGGAGACAAACCGCAGCCGCUCCCUGACUCCCCGGAAAGAUUUGAUCCCUGGCUCAGUGUCCUGGGAUCAGAGGGAUUCACAUCAGGUGGACAUUACUGGGAGGUGGAGGUGGGUGAGAAGACCGGGUGGAGUCUGGGAGUGGCCCGGGAGUCUGUGAAGAGGAAAGGGUUGGUCCACCCGGAGGAGGAGACCGGAUUCUGGAUUGUGGAGCUGUUUCCCGGAAAAGGUUAUCUAGCCGCCACCUCCCCCUCAGUGACCCCCCUCUCCCCGAGUGUGAAUCCCUGGAAGAUCGGGGUUUUCCUGGACUAUGAAGGUGGACAGGUGUCAUUUUACAAUGCGGACACCAUGUCCCAUCUCCACACUUUCACCCACACUUUCACUGAGAGGAUCUUUCCCUACUUCAAUCCGGGACGGAAUAUUGAUGGGAAAAACUCCGCCCCGCUGACAAUCUGCGGGACACUGACUGAUGCAUCCCAUAAUCCCUGAGGUUGUGAGCUGCAGGAAUCCGGGGCCCUUCAGCCUGUAAUGUUGCUCCACAGGCGGAAGGUGGCGCUACAUGACGGUGUUGGAGAUGAAUCAGUCAGUGGUUCUCAGACUGGGCUCAGUGGAGGCUUUCCAGGGGGACAGCAAAUCAUUUCACUGCAGGGUCAGUGGAGUCUUUCCCGGGAGACACCAAAUCAUUUCACUUCAGGAUCAGUGAAGUCUAUCCAGGGGGUCACCAAAUCAUUUCACUUCGGCUCCGCGGAUUCUUUACAGGGGGUCUGUGUUCAAUCACAAUAAAAAUGUCAGUCUGAUUUUCUCCAGACUCUCAUCAUGCUGCAGUAAUGUAUAUCUCACGCAUGAUUUAAUAACAGUGAGAAACUGGACUUGAUUUGCUCAGAUCUGUAAAUAUUGUCCAAAAUGUCAGCGCUUUGUCAUAAAAUUAGAUGGAAAGAAACUCCUUUGACUGCAGAGAGCUAUUUUACGUUAGAAUAGGAACUUGUCUUGGAAUUAUUUUAAACAUGUACAUGGGGUGAGACUGUUGUAAGUACUGAUUUGAAUCCUAUCAGAUUUGAAAGUGGUUGGUGAACUGAUUGCUUGUGGAAUUCAUGAUCAGAUAAUAAAUAAUGAUUUUGAAAAGA
Rhincodon typus (whale shark) is the source of this 2290-nucleotide messenger RNA. Its product is annotated as zinc-binding protein A33-like. Gene Ontology annotation, biological process: protein ubiquitination. Gene Ontology annotation, molecular function: ubiquitin-protein transferase activity; zinc ion binding; protein binding. The record is from RefSeq and is a predicted model, not a curated record. The coding region runs from base 219 to 1655 and encodes 478 amino acids. The transcript is spliced from 6 exons. NCBI's taxonomy places the organism in Eukaryota, Metazoa, Chordata, Chondrichthyes, Orectolobiformes, Rhincodontidae.